Messenger RNA from Kickxella alabastrina, 1350 nucleotides. Its product is annotated as interferon-related developmental regulator-domain-containing protein. The transcript has 2 exons. Bases 1 to 1350 code for a protein of 449 amino acids. Lineage: Eukaryota; Fungi; Kickxellomycota; Kickxellomycetes; Kickxellales; Kickxellaceae. The record is from RefSeq and is a predicted model, not a curated record.
AUGGUUGGCGGAACAAGCACAAGCGAAUUAUUAAAAGCAGCUCUCAACUCUGGACGCACACCGAGCUCCAGUGGUAUUGGUCGGCCAUCAAGCAAGCGUAGCUCAAAGGCCAGCACACCCAAGCAGGCUCCUAGCGCAAACGUAUCCGACGAUGAGUUUGAUGAUACAGACAGCGUGGCGUCAGACGAUGCAUGGGUGGUGGCCGGAGACGAGGAGGCCGGCGCCAAGGCCGUUGAGGCCGGCGACAAUUGGGAGAGCAUUCUGGGAGAUGCCCUCGAGUCUGUAGGUGACAAACGCGCUGUUUCGCGAGAAAAGGGUCUGUUGACUAUUGUCCGCGUCAUGUCGCUUCGAUUCAUCGGCGAUGGGCUGGAAAACAGCCGCGUGACGCUCCUAGAGGCACUAAAGCGCAGCGUGCGCAACAACAAGAGCGAAAAAGAAACCCUGCUUGCACUACUGGCAAUCGGCCAAUGGUUUGUCAACUUUGGCAUGGAGCACGCCAACGAGUAUGCGUCCAUCGACAAGCAGCUCAAGACGCUGAUUAACGACCAUAAGACUGAUAGCGUGCGCGCCCUGGCAUUGAACAUGCUAGGCCUGGCCAACUUCAUCUCAGGCACCGACCAUAAUGACGCCGCCGAGGUGAUGCGCUUUAUCAGCGACCGCUUUUUCUCGGCCACCGCCGCCGCGCCCGUCGUUGUGCUCAGACAGGCGCUGGAGACGUACGGGUUUUUAAUGACCGUGCUUGUGGCCGGCAACCAGGCACUGGCCGAGCGCACGUUCCAGCAGAGUGACUUCCAGGCUCAUAUGAAGGCACUGUGUGCUGAAAGCAUUGAUCUGCGUCUGGCCGCGGCGCAGAACUUUGCCCUAAUGCAUGAAGCCCUUAGCCAUGACGCCCACCUGUAUGAGUUUGAUCAGCAGGAGGAGCUUGUGGCUACGCUCCUGAGCAUUAAACAUGAGAGCUCCAAGCGACACGGAAAGAGAGUCACCCAGGCGCAGAGGUCGGCUAUGCGCGAUGUGCUCAAAUCCAUCGAGACUGGAAAGGCGCCCAAAAUGCAAUUGAUAUUUGUUGGCCGCUCAGUUAUCUUUGACCGCUGGGAGCGUAUUAUUCGCUUGCACGUGUUUAAGGCUGUAUUGGGGAGUGGGUUGCCGGUGCAUUUUGUCGAUAAUCCGCUGUUGCGCGAUAUCUUUGAGGUCGAGUUUGAUACCUCGGGAGACGCGGGGGUGCAGAAUCAAGGACGGGUUGUUGUUGAUAGAAAGUCUGAGUUGGCUAAGGAACGCUCGAGAAAAUUACGCAAGAGCCGUACUACCAGCUGCAAUGCGUAUUCAGCUGACGAUGAUUAUUUUUAUGGGUAA